This is a messenger RNA of Xenopus laevis (African clawed frog), 1327 nucleotides long. RefSeq names its product claudin 14 L homeolog (gene cldn14.L). Gene Ontology annotation, molecular function: structural molecule activity. NCBI's taxonomy places the organism in Eukaryota, Metazoa, Chordata, Amphibia, Anura, Pipidae. The record is from RefSeq and is marked provisional. Gene Ontology annotation, cellular component: membrane; bicellular tight junction; plasma membrane.
GAGAAAUGAGAAGCCGGCACAAGGAGCUGAGAGUUGAGAAGUCUCGGUGAAACGGUGAACAUGGCAAGCAUGGCUUUACAGCUCCUGGGGUUCUCUGUGGCCCUUAUUGGUUUCAUCGGGACCGUUGUUGCAACGGUGUUGCCCCACUGGUGGAGGACGGCUCACGUUGGCACCAAUAUCAUCACUGCUGUGGCAUACAUGAAGGGUCUGUGGAUGGAGUGUGUGUGGCACAGUACUGGUAUCUACCAAUGUCAGGUCCACCAGUCCCAGUUGGCACUUCCAAGAGAUCUUCAGGUAGCACGAGCCAUGAUGGUGGCAUCUUGUGUUCUGUCGGUUCUUGCUUCAGUCGUAUCAGUCUUUGGCAUGAAGUGCACCCAAUGUGCCAAGGGAUCCUCAUCCAAGAGGGUGAUAGCUGCUUUUGGAGGGGUCUUCUCAGCACUGGCCGGCCUCAUGUGCUUGAUUCCAGUUGCGUGGUCAACUAAUGAUGUGGUUCAAGACUUUUACAACCCAGGACUACCUUAUGGAAUGAAGUAUGAGAUUGGGCAGGCUCUUUACAUUGGCUUCAUCUCAGGAGGGCUAUCAGUCAUCGGAGGUAUCAUGAUACUUUCCACAUCAUGUCAAAAGGACAGCACUCCUCUACCCUACACUCCUCAGAGACGCUACCCAAGAAAAACUCCAACGAGCAGAUCUCAGCCGGUCAACAAAAGCAACCAUGUACCGUCAUGGUCAUCUGCUUCUCACCAUGGUUAUCACCUUAAUGACUUUGUAUAAAGACACAGCUAUUUAAGAAUUUCCCAUGGUUCCAAAAUAAGUUAUUUAUGCCAGUGUUUUCCUAAUUUCAAUGUUUACUUUGCAGAAGGAAGUAAAACCCAGUUGUGCCAUUUGGGCUCCAGACUAGAUCAAUAUAUUGUCUGCCAACUCUCAAUGCCCAAUCAUUUGACAUCUGAAAUAGAAUUUUCAUUACUGCUAUUUUAUUGUGGUCACUUUGAGGUGUUACUGUAAAUUUGGUGGCUUUAAAGGGCACAACAUGGAAUGGAGAACCAGACGGACCAUCUCGGGUCCCUAUGUACAGUAAAGUGGACCCUGUUUUAUUGCAUCUCAGCCUGAGUAUGUGCGGUGAGAUCGUAUAAACUUCAGUUGCUGUUUUUAUUAACUGUCGGGGGGGGCAAUAGUGUAAUAUUUUGUACAGGGGGGCAAUUUCCCCCGGAUAAAUGAUCAUUUUUCUUGUAUUCCAAGUAAAUGUUAAUGUAAUAUACACCAGAUCAAAUGUAAUGUAUAUACGAAAAAAAGGCUAUAUGGAAUAAAAGAAAGAUGCGUUAUUAAGAAA